UUGAAAUUCACGCAGCAGCUGCCGGGACAGCUCACUCAUUGAUGUGUCUCUGCCUCUACGGUGUCCGGCAUGACCGUGUGAGGGGCUGCUUCUCCAGUGGAACGGGAAUUGGAUUACCAGUAUGCGUAGAAACGGAAUAAACAAAUCCGACACGCAUCUAGCUGCUGCUGUUUGCGCGCGCGCGAGGUAGCUAGCUGCCGUAGCUCACGAGCCUGUGGGGUACGAGCUAACCGUGGCUAGCCAGUCGCUCUCUGGCUAGCGACAGUUCACCUCCGAGACGUGGACGGGUAUAAAUACCUGCACCUGGCUGCUAAGCCAGCUAGUUAACCGUCCCCGUGCCACGUAAAGGGACAACAUGGAGCUGUUCCAAGCCAAAGACGACUACAUUCUCCAGAGGGGGGACCGUGCUCUGUGGUGCAGCCGGAGAGACGGGACCAUGACCGUCAAACCUGCGACAGACCUGCUGUUGGCUUGGAAUCCAGUGUGUUUGGGUGUGGUAGAAGGUGUUAUUGGAAAGAUACAGCUUCACACAGACCUUCCUCUGGGCCUCGUAUUAAUCCGACAGAAAGCACUGGUGGGCACUUUACCAGGCGACCACAAAGUCUACAAGAUCACCAAGAUAGCCGUCAUUCCUCUGUCUGACGAAGAGCCUCAGGAGCUUGAGCUGGAGCUUUGCAAGAAGCAUCACUUUGGAAUCGAUAAACCAGAGAAACUGGCCCCGUCUCCGGAUGAGUCCAAGUUCUUGAUGAAAACCUUCAGCCAGAUCAAAUCUAAUGUGGCUGUGCCCAUCAAGAAGAAGUAUUCCCCUGCCUUCCAGGUCAAGGAAAAUAAAGAGAAGGAGCGUCUGGAGAGGCGGCUGCUGGACGAGCUGUACAAGGUGUUCAUGGACUCGGAUUCCUUCUACUACAGCAUGACCUAUGACCUGACAAACACUGUGCAGCGUCGGGGAGACUCUGAGAAGUCCAGCUUACCCCUAUGGAAACAGGUGGAUGACCGGUUCUUCUGGAAUAAACAUAUGAUCCAAGACAUCAUUGACCUUCAGGUGCCAGAGGUGGACUUGUGGGUGAUCCCAAUCAUCCAGGGCUUUGUGCAGGUGGAGGAGCUGGUGGUGAACUACAACGAGACACCCGAUGAGGACAGGAGCAGCCCUGAGACCCCACCGCAGGAGGUCACCUGUGUGGAUGACAUCCAUCCCCGCUUCACCGUGGCCCUCAUCUCCAGACGCAGCCGCCACCGUGCAGGGAUGCGGUACAAGCGCAGAGGAGUGGAUACCGAUGGCCGUGUGGCUAACUAUGUGGAGACGGAGCAGUUGAUCCACGUGCACAGCCACACUCUGUCCUUUGUACAGACGCGUGGCUCCGUGCCCGUCUUCUGGAGCCAGGCGGGGUACCGCUACAAUCCCCGGCCACGCUUAGAGAAAGGAGAGAAGGAGACCAUGUCUUACUUUUCUGAUCACUUUGAAGAACAGCUUAAACUCUACAAGACGCAGGUCAUCAUCAACUUGGUGGAUCAAACCGGACGGGAGAAGAUAAUUGGCGACGCAUAUCUGAAGCAAGUCCUGCUUUACAACAACCCAAACCUCACAUACGUUUCAUUUGACUUUCACGAGCACUGCCGAGGUAUGAAGUUUGAGAACGUGCAAGUACUGACGGAUGCGAUCUCUGAUCUCAUCACUGACAUGAAGUGGGCCUGGGUGGAUCAGGCCGGAGUCAUCUGCAAGCAGGAGGGCAUCUUCAGAGUCAACUGUAUGGACUGUCUCGACAGGACCAACGUGGUCCAGGCUGCUAUUGCUCGGGCAGUGAUGGAACAACAGCUGAAGAAACUGGGUGUGAUGCCUCCAGAACAGCCUCUGCCUCCCAAAUGCUACAAGAUUUAUCAGAUCAUGUGGGCCAACAAUGGAGACACCAUCAGCAGGCAGUACGCAGGCACGGCAGCGCUCAAGGGAGAUUUCACCAGGACAGGGGAGAGGAAACUGGCUGGCGUGAUGAAGGAUGGCGUGAACUCAGCCAACCGCUACUAUCUGAACCGCUUCAGAGAUGCUUACAGACAAGCUGUCAUCGACCUAAUGAUGGGCCUGCCGGUGACGGAGGACCUGUACUCCAUCUUCAGUAAGGAGAAGGAGCAUGAAGAGAAAGAGAAGGAGAGCCAGAGGGGAGCGCAGGAGCAGGUCAGCCUCCUGCUGCAGACCUACAUGCAGCUUUUGCUGCCUGACGAUGAGAAGUUCCAUGGAGGUUGGGCCCUCAUCAACUGUGACAUGAGCCUCGUUGAUGCAAACAAUAAAGAUGUGGAUGUGCUGCUGCUUCUGUCUGACAAAGCUUAUUACAUCGCUUACUACGAUGAAGAAGCGGAUAAAGUCGACCAAUACCAGCGUCUCAAUUUAGAGGGUUUGGAAAAGAUCGAAAUUGGUCCGGAGCCCACUCUGUUUGGGAAGCCGAAGUUCUGCUGUAUGCGUCUGCAUUACAGGAGUGAAGAGACGAGUGGAUACUUUCACACACUGAGAGCAGCAACGCGGAAUCCUGAGGACGAUGGAAGAGACACAUUACAAUGCAUCGCUGAGAUGCUUCGCAUAACUAAACAGGCCACAGGGCUGGACCUGCUUGUGGUUGAAAAGAGGCUGGAUAGGCGGCAGAGUAAACCUCAUGAGGAUAUAAUGGGCAUCCAGAACAAACCUGCUGAGGUCCAGGGUAGCUCUGGUCUAGCUCAGGGCAAAAGUUUCCUCCUCAACAAGUUCUCCUCUCUCAACCAGAGAGUGAAACAGACCAAGACAAACGUAAACAUUGGCCCCUUCAAGCCCCUCGGGAGGCUGGGCACCUUCUCUAAGCCUGAUGUCAAAGUCAAUUUCCUAAAGCCAACUAUGCAUGUCAACCUGUGGAAGUCUGAUAGUAGCUUGGAGACAUCAGAUAACAACCCUGGCACAGGAGCCCUAAAAGAUAUCGGAGACGGCCACUCUGAAAUCUCAGACGACUCUGACUCCUAUAAUUCUGACCCAGAGCGCCCGUGUUCUGGUUCUUUAGAAAACGUGGACUAUGUGCUGCCCAGCUGCGGCAUUGUAGCAUCAAACCCACGACUGGGCAGUCGCUCCCAGUCUAUUGGCAGCAUGGAGCUAAAUAUCCCCUCUGUCAUCAGAGUCACCGGCUGUGACGGGAAGCAGGAAAGCUUCUCUCAAAUCAGUGAUGAAAAGUCCCCAGAGUCCGCCUCGGUGGCCGAAGAAGCCAUUCUGAUCGACUUUGGUACUCCUAUUGAUGCCUACUGCCACCAGUUUAUCCAGGACGCACAGACCAAACCCGUUGAGGUGUUUGGAGAGCAGCCACCAGCCGCUGCCCCCCCACUCCACCCUGCGGUUCCUGUGCAGAACAAGACCCUAGCAGACUCGGACAAGCAGCCGCGCUCAGAGCCGCAGCAGGAACUGGAGGAGCCCCAGCUCCCCAGGCCCUCCCAGCUAGACGUCGACUCCACCGCCUCCAGUUCCAACCUCCUCUCUGUCCAGAAGCCCAGCUCUGCAGCCUCAGGAGGCUCUCAGAGGAGUCUGGGUUCACAGAUGGAGGGCAGCCUGGGCCCUUCACCCGCCGACAGCAACGGCAGCCGAGUGGUGUCCCCCUUUGCCAAGAUCAAGAGCUCCAUGGUCCAGGUGGCCAGCCUCACCCAGGCGGGACUCACCCAGGGCAUCAACUUUGCCGUGGCGAAGGUACAGAAGAGCCCAGAGCCGGAUGCUGUCAACGAAGCCCAAGAGAACGAGCUGAAGGAAAUGUUUACACAGUGCCAGACCAGGAUCAUCCAGAUCUAGUGCUUUCCUUGUAGCAAGACUUUGUAGUCACACGCUGUGUAGAAACUUCUUGUAUGGUAGCAGUAGCAAAAAGCUUGCACAUAGCGUCACUGCUCGGCCAAGAUUCGCGCUCUUAAAGUUGCCCUUUAGUUAAUGGUGGCUCUUGUACAGAACAUAGAAACAUAUAUGUAAGCCCAACAUGACAGUGGCCAUGUUUAUGUGCACAUCAUUAUGGAUUCCCUCACUCUGAAGAGAGCACUAAUUGUCUUGUCCAGUUGUUUUGAUCUAAGGGAAGUUUAGCUCAUAUCCCUUUUACCAUGCAACAAUGUCAGGUGUUCAAAACUAUUGUUAGAAUUCCCAUGUCCAAUUUUAGACGGUAGAAUAUUUGAUUGAAAUAAAUGUAUGUACAUCCAAAUCCCAAAUCACUCCAGAAAUAUUGCUACCUUUUUGAAGGAAAUCCUUCUAUAACUUCAGUUUUCUUAUCAAAUUUCAAGGAUAUUUUCACUACGUUUACCGUAAGAGACAAAUAACAAGACGAAAGAACAUAUUUAGGUUUUGACGGUGUUUUAAACUCGUGUACUUGUAUUUUGUGCAUGUAAACAUGUCACUCUCCUUAGUCUGACAGGUUCUUAUACCCGCAGUGCUCGCAUGUGAGGGUAACGGUAACUUGAGUCUUGACAAGGCAGGUAAAACAUUAGCUGUAUGUUGAAAGACCAAGCUGACUUUAUCAUGUACUGUACGUCGUCCUGUUGGUGCGGGUCACUUAUUGGCGUUUGUGAUAUAGGCCUCGUAAUAGCCCUCGAUUUGUAACAGUUGUUGUAGAAUCCGACCAAAUAUCUUUUAACUAUUCCCCUUUGUAUAGCUGUGAGAAACUAGCCAGGCGACAUACUGUCAGUAGUUAUCCUAUGUGAUAUCAAUGUUGUCCAGUGUAACUUAGAAGAUAUGCCGUUAUAGAAAUAAUGAGAACACAAGACCUUCGUAAGAGUAUCCCGGUUGUUGAUAUGUACAGUGAGUAUCGUGUGUUCAUCUGUUCCCUGAGUACAGCCUUCCCGGAAGCUUUAUUUGAACUGAUGGCAGGGUGGCAUCUUAAUAAGGUCAGAGAGGUAUGAGCAUUAUAUUUUGAAAAGAACGCCCAGUCCUGUCAUGGCUAACCACGAAUAACCAGAAAACCACUGGUUGGAGUUGUUUGAUAGAGCUAACGGUUGUACUUCUGAACUCCGAGGGUUUGUUUGAACAGAGUCCUCGGCCUGCGUUGUGCAUCAUGUACGACAAAGACAGGAGAGUAGCAUAUAGUAGAUAUAUAUAUGCAAUUGCACCCAUCCAAUGAUUAGACACACUGACGCUUUAUGCACUCCCCCAAACUGAAGGCAUAUUUGCCUUAACAGGGAAUGGAAGUGGGAUUAUGUAUAUCAGGUAUUUAUGGCUAAAUCUACCUUUUUUAAGUCCAUUUACACGUUACAUUUGGUGUACUGUAUAAACCAUCAUGUUCAGGGUUACUGUCUGUCAUCGAGCUUUAUCUUGGGAUAUUUCAUCCACUGGAACAUACAAGGAAAGUGUGUGUGUGUGUGUGUGUGUGUGUGUGUGUGUGCGUGCGUGCAUUAGCGCAUCCCUGCUGCUGGUAUUUAGGAGCGCUCGCCUCAGAGCCCUACUUAUAUUUAUGUGCUAUGAAGCCAUCAACGUAGUUAUAUUGAAUACACUUUUUUCCGUUAACCUCAAAAAAAAAGUUUUUGUCUCGUUAGUCACCUGUUGUCCUCCAUGACCUUGUUGCAGUAUAAUGAACCAAGGUUGUCUCAUCACGUCACACUGCUUUGUAUAUCUGUGUCUAUUUAUGAGGAAUAAUAAUUAUCUGGUUUGCUUUGAGCUGAAAUAUCCCAAGAUAGAUUGUUCCGUAUUUUGUGUUUAUAUUUGCCUGUUUUCUGCAUUCAGCUUGCUCACCAGCAGAUCAGAAGUGGGAUAGUUGUGUAUUUUAUCGGACUAUAAUUGUGUUGAGUGAGAUUGUAGCCUUGGCUGCUUUGGCUGCUACAUCAUAGUUAUUAUUGAACCUGCUGAUAGUGUGUGUGGUGCUGCCAAAGCUUGAAGGUAAUAGCUGUAAUGCAAAGUUUUAAUGCUGAGGUUUAAAGGGUUUUUGUUUGUUUUUUAAACUUCCUGCAGGAUUGCAAACACUGGAGCAGUUCUCAAGCAGAGCGGGGACACAUGUCCCAAAUUUGCUGAAAGGAACCAUAAUCCUCAACAUUCCCAAUAUCGACCACAACGCUACAGUGUUUGUCUUUUAUAUGCAGAAGCUGUCCGUUCUAUUUGAUCCGUUUCUUUUUUGUUUUCACACCAAGUGCUUUUGCAACCACCUCCUCCUUUUGUCUGUGGUUGUCCUCCCGUCCUGUUAGGACCACGACAAACUGUCAUGUGACUCGGAGGUCUUAAGGCAUUUGAUUUGCACUGUUUACACACAUUUUUCUACCAUUAGCACCAUUAACGUUUGAAUGUUUGUGGUCAUCGUUCCUCUUUACCAACUGACUGUCAUUGUUUUCCACGGUGUACUGAGAUUGUAUAUUAAAGUAUCCUAUUUAUUCUUA
Molecule: messenger RNA, 6333 nt
Organism: Anarrhichthys ocellatus (wolf-eel)
Lineage: Eukaryota; Metazoa; Chordata; Actinopteri; Perciformes; Anarhichadidae
Gene: inpp5f
Product: inositol polyphosphate-5-phosphatase F
Exons: 20
Coding region: 356-3784 (1142 amino acids)
Biological process (GO): phosphatidylinositol dephosphorylation; regulation of endocytic recycling
Cellular component (GO): early endosome; clathrin-coated endocytic vesicle
Molecular function (GO): phosphatidylinositol-4-phosphate phosphatase activity
Source: RefSeq, a predicted model, not a curated record